This is a messenger RNA of Andrographis paniculata, 2085 nucleotides long. RefSeq names its product glucomannan 4-beta-mannosyltransferase 2-like. The coding region runs from base 215 to 1837 and encodes 540 amino acids. The transcript has 9 exons. NCBI's taxonomy places the organism in Eukaryota, Viridiplantae, Streptophyta, Magnoliopsida, Lamiales, Acanthaceae. Gene Ontology annotation, cellular component: Golgi apparatus. Gene Ontology annotation, molecular function: mannan synthase activity. The record is from RefSeq and is a predicted model, not a curated record.
UUUAGCUGUCAGCUUUCUUACACCAUCCUUAGUUUUUUUAAAAUCCACAGCCAUUAUAUUAUUUAUUAUCCUGAUUCGAUCCAGAAAUCAAUUAUAGAUCUGAGAGACAAAUUAAAAAGACAGACAAAGAAAGGGGGCUGUCGAACUAUUGGGCUAUCUUCAUCAAGAGUUUUUUUUUUUCCUUAAAUUUUGCAAAGAAUUAAGAAAAUUAAAUAUGGGUUGUAUUGAAGUUGCAAUGGAAUUGGGAUUUGGGGAGAAAAUGGGGGUUUUGUGGGGUGUAAUAAUUAGGGUUUGGGUGGUGAUUCCUGUGCUGAGAAUUGGUCUAUACAUUUGCUUGUUGUUGUCUUUCUUGUUGUUCUUGGAAUGGGUUCAUAUGAUGUUUCUUGCUGUUCUUGGGAAGAUCAUCUUUCGAAGAAGCCCACAAAAGAGGUACAAAUGGGAAGCAUUCAAGAAUUAUGAUGAUGAUGAUUUGGAGAUUGAUGGGAGGUGUGUAGAUUUGGAUUUUCCUAUGGUUCUUGUUCAAAUCCCUAUUUACAAUGAGAUUGAGGUAUACAAGAUUUCGAUUGGAGCAGCCUGCAACCUGUCGUGGCCUGUGGAUAGAUUGGUUGUUCAAGUUUUGGAUGAUUCAACUGAUCUUCUAAUUAAGGAUAUGAUCCAAAAAGAAUGUGUGAAGUGGGCAAGCCAAGGCAUCAACAUUAAGUAUCAAAUUAGAGAAACGAGGCUCGGCUACAAAGCCGGGGCACUUAAAAAUGGCUUGGCGUAUAACUAUGUCGAAGAAUGUGAGUAUGUCGCCAUCUUCGACGCUGACUUUAGACCCGAACCAGACUUUCUCCGGCAGGCCAUUCCGUAUCUUGUACACAACCCGGAAAUUGGACUUAUACAGGCUCGUUGGAGGUUUGUUAAUGCAGACGAAUGCUUCUUGACGAGGAUGCAAGAAAUGUCGCUCGACUACCAGUUUAUAGUCGAGGAAGAAGGCGGAUCAUCCAUUCAUUCUUUCUUCAGUUUUAACGGUAGCGGAGGAAUAUGGAGAAUUGCGGCAAUCAACGAGGCGGGAGGCUGGAACGAUAGGACCACCGUCGAAGAUAUGGAUCUCGCCGUUCGAGCUGGACUCAAGGGCUGGAAGUUCGUCUAUUUAGGAGAUCUCCAGGUGAAGAGCGAACUUCCGAGCACUUUCAAGGCGUACCUUUCUCAGCAACACCGAUGGUCGUGUGGCCCGGCAAAUUUAUUCCGGAAAAUGGCGAGGGAAAUCUCGAAGAACAAGGAAGUAUCGGCGUGGAAAAAACUCUACAUGAUAUAUAACUUUUUCUUCAUUCGUAAGAUCGUCGGGACGAUGUUCACCUUCGUGUUUUACUGCGUUGUGCUUCCAUUGGUAAGUUUAUUCCCCGAAGUCGAUGUUCCCAAAUGGGGAGCCAUCGUCGCUACUUUCAUUAUCGCCACCGUAAACACGCUCGUUACGACUCCGAGGUCAAUUCAUUUGGCGGUGCCGUGGGUACUUUUCGAGAACGUAAUGUCGUUUCAUCGAAUGAAAGCUUUGCUCAUCGGGCUUUUCGAAACGAAGAGGGCUAACGAAUGGGUCGUCACUGAAAAGCUCGGCGACACUCGCAAGAAUUUGGAAGCGAUCAAGACGGGGGCGUCGACACGAAUCGACGGCUUAAAGGAUAGGAUACGGUUUCAAGAGUUGGGAAUCGCCGUGUUCCUUUUCGCUUGUGGAUGCCACGGGAUCUUCUAUGGUGCGGACAGAUACUAUUUCUAUCUCUUUCCUCAAUCUGUUUUUUUUACGAUGGCGGGAUUUGGAUUGUUCGGCACUGUUGUCCCGACUUCUUACAACCUUUGCUAGAUAGAAGCCUCCAUUGAUGCAGACAUCUUCUUGAUUCUUAACGCAGCAUUGCGUUGCAUUGUAUUUUAUUACAGUAGCGAAUGAUAUGUGAUAGACAAAACCACAAAACCAAAGACAGUCACAAAAUUUGAAAUCUUUGGUUGGUUGAUUGAAUGAUUGAAAUUAAACCCAAUUUGUAGAAAUCAUUAUUUGAUAGAAGCAAAUUUUGUUUUUAUAUUGAAUCAAAACUUGAAUAUUACCUACAAAUU